GGCUGGCUAGGGCUCCGCAGCCGCCCGGGAGACUCGGGAAGAGGCGGGCCCCGAGCCCUGCGCUCGCCAUGGCCGCGGCGGCGAUCUGAGCGGCGCCCACCCCGGGCCAUGCGGCCUCCGCCGCUGUGGCUGCCGCAGCUGCUGCUGUUCUGCAGCCUCGGUGCCGCGACGCCCCCGCCAGGCUCUGCACAUCUGGCUACUCCCCGUCACCCAAAGAUUCACCUACACGAUGAUAAGCAGGUUCUGAGUUGGGAGCCUGUGUCCCCCGGCAAUGACAUGGGACCAGUGGUCUACCGAGUGGAGUAUACAUACGAUAAUGUUGAGUGGAUCCCCACAAAGGUGAACUGCACGAAGAUCACAGCAACAAAGUGUGACUUCACCAGAGACGGCCCCCUAACAGGCUUCUCCCCACUUAGCACUGUUUUCCUACGUGUUCGAGCUGAGCAAGGAAAUCGUACCUCUGCCUGGGUGAUGAUGCCUUCGUUUCAAUACUACCGUAAUGUUACUGUCGGUCCUCCAAAAAACCUCUCAGUGACCCCAGGAGAAGGCUCCCUCAUCAUCCACUUCUCCCCACCCUUUGAGCACACCAGUGUUGCCAUUUUUGAGUAUCAUGUCCGUUACUGGGAAAAAACAGGAAUCCAACAGGUGAAAGGCCCUUUCCAGAGCAACUCCAUUGUACUGGAUAAUUUGAAGCCAUUCAGAGUGUACUGUUUACAAGUUGAAGCACAGCUAGUUGUGAAAAGCCAAGGUAUCCAUAAACCUGGGCAUUUAAGCAACACAUCUUGCCACGAAACAAGAGCAGAUGCCUCCACCAAGUUGCAGCAAGUCUUCCUGAUCUCCCUGGGCACCUUCUUAGUGCUGUUGAUGCUGUCUGGGGCCUGUUUCUUCCUGUUCCUGAAAUACCAAAGCCUGGUGAAAUACUGGUUUCACACUCCACCAAGCAUCCCGGUACAAAUAGAAGAGUAUUUAAAGGACCCAGCUCAACCCAUCUUGGAGGCUCUGGACAGAGGCAGUUCACCAAAGGAUGACACCUGGGACUCUGUAUCCAUCAUCUCCUUUCCAGAAAAGGAGCAAGAAAAUAUGCUUCAAACACUGUGAGCCAAGUCCCUGCUUGCCCCGGAGGACACUGAGCAAGGACACUGUUGAUACUCUGCCUGGACUCCACAGAGACAAGUGCCUGACUUUUGCCUCAGGAAGACCUUUCAGUGCCCAGUGCCGGGGGUAGGGGGGGCGCAGAUGGCAUAUUAUUUCUUCAUUAAGAAGUUUCUGACUCCAGACUGCAGGCUGGAAAGAUGGCUCAGAUGGCUCAGUGGUUAAGAACAUUGGCUGCUCUUGCAGAGGACCCAAAGUUCAGGUCCCAGCACUCACUCGGCAGCUAACAACUGUCCGUAACUCCAGUUCCAGGG
Nannospalax galili (Upper Galilee mountains blind mole rat) is the source of this 1406-nucleotide messenger RNA. RefSeq names its product interferon gamma receptor 2 (gene Ifngr2). The record is from RefSeq and is a predicted model, not a curated record. Lineage: Eukaryota; Metazoa; Chordata; Mammalia; Rodentia; Spalacidae. The transcript is spliced from 7 exons. Bases 109 to 1098 code for a protein of 329 amino acids. Gene Ontology annotation, molecular function: protein binding.